This is a messenger RNA of Capsicum annuum, 1050 nucleotides long. RefSeq lists its product as uncharacterized. Lineage: Eukaryota; Viridiplantae; Streptophyta; Magnoliopsida; Solanales; Solanaceae. The transcript is spliced from 2 exons. Bases 116 to 964 code for a protein of 282 amino acids. The record is from RefSeq and is a predicted model, not a curated record.
AUUUUAUGUAAAAGAAAAAAAAUAUAGAACUAAUUAAUAACCAAAGUCUUAAAAGUCUUCCAUUGUUCUCUUGCUCUUUGGACGUACCAAGAGUAGAGAGAAAAAUUAACCAAAAAUGUCACCUCUCCCAAUAAACACAAUACAACACUUCACACACCCAAAGCAUUCAUUAACAUUAUAUGAUUCCAACACUAAAUACUUAUGUGAUGGUUGCAAAAUCCCUGGCAUCGGUAAAAGAUAUCAAUGUCACAGAUGCAACUUUGAUCUGCAUGAAUAUUGUGGUACAUGUCCGAUGAAUCUUUCUUCGUUCUUACAUCCUCACCAUUCGCUCAUGCUCGUCACUCGUAAGCCACAUGGCGAACGCAGAUCAAACCGCGUUUGCAAUGUUUGUUGUGAUUCUGUUGAAGGGCUGUUUUAUAGGUGUGGGGUUUGUAAUUUUGAUGUCCACCCUCUCUGUACUCAGUUGCCCGAAGCGCUGCGACAUGCCCUACAUCAGGCGCAUCCUUUAAAAUUACGGAGCUCGGCUGAACAAGGAACUUGUGCUGUUUGUAGAGGUGCAUGUAACGCCUCUUCAUGGCGUUAUAGGUGUAGACUAUGUGGAUUUGAUAUUCAUAUAGAUUGUGUGCUAAUACAAUGUGAAAAAAGAACGACCAAGGACCGAGGAAUCCCAAAGUAUGUUCCGCCAUCUGGAUUCUCUCAGCAACAGAAUUUUGGUGGUUUUGCUCAUGGGGUUCCGUAUUGGCAUCCUAGUAACAACCCAUAUUUUCCUAGUCCACUUAACAUGCACCACAACCACAUGCCACAGCCACAACCGCAACAUCAGAACCAUGCUGGGCAGGCUCAGACGCAUUAUGGUGGUGGACGAAUUGGGCAAGUGAUGUUUGGUCUGGUGAAAACACUUGGGAUCGGGGUGUUUUCUAACAUGAUAUUUGGCACUGACGUAUCUGCACUUUUUUCUUCUUGAUACUUUCUCUGUUUCAAUUUGUUUGUUUAAACACGAUUGUAUCUUCUUUUUUUGGCAACUCUUUAAUUCGAAUUUUUCAUAUGACA